AUAAUUUCAGGUAAAUGUCUUUCCCUCUUUCCUUCAUCGGCACAUCGCAGCAGCCAACAGUCGUUUCGGAUAGAUAGUGAAUGCAGCCGUGAGGCUGAUGCUCUGAAAGCUAUUAAACGAUGGUCACUUCAGUCACCUAUCCUCUUCAAACCAGCAAUUUUGCGUCUCUUUUUUUUGGCGAGAGAAAUGGAAUCUGCGUAUCCAGUAGUCCUGUUACUCGUGUUAGUUUCAUGAGGACGACUAUUGAGUGUAAGGAAUCAAGGAUAGGGAAACAGCCCAUUGAAGUGCCAUCAAAUGUCGCGAUAGCAAUGGAAGGUCGGGAUUUGAAAGUGAAGGGCCCUUUGGGGGAACUUUCCAUUACUUAUCCAUCAGAGGUGAAGCUUGAAAGGGAGGAUUCUGGAAAUCUAAGGGUCAGAAAGGCUGUAGAAACUAGAAGGGCCAACCAAAUGCAUGGGCUUUUCAGGACACUAACCAACAACAUGAAGGUAGGAGUAUCUAAAGGGUUCGAGAAGAAACUUCAAUUGGUUGGCGUUGGAUAUCGCGCAAUGUUGGAAGGAAGAGACUUGGUAUUAAGUCUCGGGUUCUCGCAUCCAGUUAGGAUGGAAAUCCCUGAUGGUCUUCAAGUAAAAGUUGAAGAGAAUACUAGAAUCACCGUUAGUGGAUACGAUAAGAGUGCCAUUGGUCAGUUUGCUGCUUCUAUUAGGAAAUGGAGACCCCCUGAACCAUACAAGGGUAAAGGAGUGAAAUAUACUGAUGAAGUUGUAAGGAGAAAGGAGGGGAAAGCUGGUAAGAAGAAGUAAUCAAAUUUUCCGACAAUUACUUGCAGCAUAUUGUUCCAAUUCAUGUCUAAACCCACGGCCCAUUUGAUUUAAGCAUCUGAACUGGAGGGAAAAAGCAGCCCAAUAAGUCCCAUACGAGCCCAGUUUUCAAAUGGGCCUGUAAAUAUGGGGCCUAAUACUCGGAAAAUAAAAUGAAGAGACAAAAUUUAUUC
This is a messenger RNA of Tripterygium wilfordii, 991 nucleotides long. Its product is annotated as 50S ribosomal protein L6, chloroplastic-like. Gene Ontology annotation, cellular component: ribosome. The transcript has 3 exons. Gene Ontology annotation, biological process: translation. The record is from RefSeq and is a predicted model, not a curated record. Gene Ontology annotation, molecular function: rRNA binding; structural constituent of ribosome. NCBI's taxonomy places the organism in Eukaryota, Viridiplantae, Streptophyta, Magnoliopsida, Celastrales, Celastraceae. The coding region runs from base 120 to 800 and encodes 226 amino acids.